Molecule: messenger RNA, 2823 nt
Organism: Phialemonium atrogriseum
Lineage: Eukaryota; Fungi; Ascomycota; Sordariomycetes; Cephalothecales; Cephalothecaceae
Product: regulator of chromosome condensation 1/beta-lactamase-inhibitor protein II
Exons: 4
Coding region: 180-2453 (757 amino acids)
Source: RefSeq, a predicted model, not a curated record
AAUCACGACUUCCAAAGAGCUGUAUCACUUCAACUAAGUUGAAAUAAACGUGAUCUAGACUGAUGCGUUACAGCGGAGAAGCCUGAUAAAGUUCCACGCGAAAUGUGUUGUGCUGAAAUUUGAAAUUCUCGAACAAAUUCAUCACACAUCUAUCUACCUUGCGACUUUCAAUUGGCAAGAUGCCCCCAAAACGGCCAGCAAACGCGUCGAAAGGGGUCACCGCGCGCAACGCUUCGAAGAGGGCCAGGUCUUCCACCAAAGCCACACAGGCUUCCCAGGACCCUUCGCGUUCGCGUCCACGUUCACGCGAGGGCGAAGAAGCUGCAAACAUGUCGCGUUCCAGCAAAACCAGCAAAAGGACACGGGCAGGUUCCCCCACGACUGGAGGGCGCCAGCCAAAGCGACUCAAUGCUACUGAGACGCUCAAUCGCGCUCCUGCUCAACGGUUAAACAUCUAUGUUUUCGGACGGAACGCGAGCGGCGAGCUGGGACUCGGGCCAUCUGCCGGAACUGAUGAUGUGGCCCAUCCCCUGCCAAACCCUAACCUUGCUGCCGAGUCCGUUGGCAUUGUUCAGCUCGAUGUCGGCGGGAAGCAUUGUGCCGCGCUCACACACGACAAUCGAGUCUUGACGUGGGGGGCCAACGAUCUCGAAGCUCUUGGCCGGGACACAGCCUGGGAUGGGGGAAUGGGGGGCGUCAGCGAUGCCAAAGAUGGCAUCAAUGCUAAGGUGAAUCCUAAACAGUCGACGCCCGGUGAGGUGGAUAUGAGCGGCGUUCCACAGGGCACAGUCUUCACGCAGGUCGCUGCUAGCGACAACGCAACAUUUGCGCUGACCAGCCAAGGCUUGGUCUACGGUUGGGGAGCUAUGAGAUCGUUGGAAGGCAUCGCCGGCUUUGCCGAAAACGGGCAAGUCCAAAGGAUGCCUACCCUUGUCCCCGCAUUGGAGCGAGUCAUAAAGAUUGCCGCUGCUGAUAAUCACGUCCUGGCACUCACCGCUGCUGGGACUGUCUACACCUGGGGUUCUGGCGAGCGAGGCCAGUUGGGGCGACACCUUCAGGGACGCAGGAAAAGCGGAAGGCUCGUUCCCAAACUUGACCCCAGUAUCGAUGCCGACCUUGUUUCCAGUCUCGUUCCCCACAAGCUUAGCCUCAAAGAUAUAGUUGACAUCGGUGUAGGCGCUGACUAUUCGUUUGCCAUUGGCAAGGAUGGCAGCGUGUACAGCUGGGGCGAUAACAGCUUUGGUCAGACCGGCAUCGGCAUCGACAACGACGCCGCGGGUCGCUUGGGUUACAUUUUCAACAGCACUCUCGUGGAAAGCCUGAAGGACCUUGGCAAAUUUGUCCACAUUGCUGGAGGGAACAAGCACACCGUUGCUACUACGAGCGAUGGCGAUUGCUUUGCCUGGGGCGACGCCAGCGAUUUUGCUACCGGACUCAAGCUGGAUAACCUCCCAUCCGACCGCGUAAUCCGGAACAAUGGCCGAACCCUUGCCAAGCCAACUCGCAUCCCGGAGCUCAAGGCAACCUUGACUGCUUCAGGUGGCGAUCAUAGCAUUGCGAUCACCCCGGAUCACAGAGUCUUUAGCUGGGGUUCCAAUAACAGUCAUCAGACUGGACACGAGGGGGACGACGCCAUAAAAACGCCCACCCUUCUUGACCAUCCCUCCCUUCGUGAAAAGGAAUUUGUGUGGGUUGGGGCUGGCGGACAGUUUACGCUCUUGGCCGAGGAGGCUGGAGGGGAUCUCUCGUCCAUCCCAGAGCACACAGAACCCAUCGCCACCCGCAGUCCACUCAAAUCACCCCCACGCGCAACCAAGACUCCCCAGGAAUCAUCAGCUAAGAAGCCACGCGGAAAUAAGAAGUCUGCCGCGACCAAGAAAGCAGCAGAGAAAAAAGACACAGCCCAGGCGACGGGACCCAACGGCUCGUCGUCGGCACCAGGCGGCAAGCAGUACUGGCUCAUGAAGGCCGAGCCGGAGACCAGGAUGGAGAAAGGCGUGGACGUGAGGUUCUCCAUCGACGAUCUCGCCGCCAGGACAGAACCAGAGCCAUGGGAUGGUAUUCGGGCAUACGCGGCCCGGAACAACCUCCGCGCCAUGAAGAAGGGCGAUCUCGCCUUCUUCUACCACUCGAACUGCAAGGAGCCCGCCAUCGUCGGCACAAUGGAGGUCGUUCAGGAGCACUCUCCCGAUUUGACCGCCCAUGACCCCAAGGCCCCGUACUACGACCCGUCGUCCAAGCCGUCCGACCCCAAAUGGAGCGUCGUCCACGUCGAGUUCCGGAGCAAGUUCGCCGUGCCCAUCGGGCUGAAGGAGCUGCGGACGCUGGGGACCCCCGGCAAGCCGUUGGAGAACAUGCAGAUGCUGAAGCAGUCGAGGUUGAGCGUCAGCAAGGUCAGUCCGGGCGAGUGGGAGUUCUUGAAUAAUCUUGCGCAGGAGAAGAAGGAUGGAUAGUCAGUACGUCGAGUAGGGGAUGUUAUCACAGGGGGAGGAUUUUAGAGCAUGUCUUCAGGGCGUGAUCAACUUGUGAACCUGGUAUCUUGCAUCAUUAUUGUGUCCGCCUUCUAGACAGGCAUAUCAGGGGUUUCCCAGCUUCCGCUUGGUAUGCUCCAAGACUAUUCUAAUGCCGCUAUCGAGAUCUUCCACUGCAAGGAUCGGCUCGAUCCAGGCCAUUGUCUUGGCCACAAGGCCAGCCCUAUCCUCCGUCUUCUCCAAGCCGUCCUUCAGCCUUGCCAGCGCUUCUCGCAAUGCCUUGGGAUACGUUGAAGUGUGAGGGUCCACCCCAACCAGCGGCUGCCUGACGAGGCAGUUGAACGUAGACGGG